AUGACUUCACACUCGGUUAUCGAGAAGGAGCUGGUGCUCGACGGGGUAGUGACUUACGCCCUUGGAAGCGACAACUCUGGCCGAGUAAUUAUGGACGCAAGAUGGGUAUCGAGCCGGACUGUCAGCACCAACCAAACCGGCACAGGCCGUGCUAUUCGCAAGGGUUCGGACCAUGAUAAUGAUGGCGCCGCGAAAGAACACACGCCUAGUUUCGAGGGAGAUUGGCACAUUGAGUAUUUCGGGCCGGAAGGCCAGCUUGCCGUUACUCCGUUUUUGCUGAGACUCAAGAAAAAUAAUCAGAUCUAUCACGGCACUUGGAGUCUUCCUAAUGGCGAUCCAGUAUUAUAUGGUUUCGGGUUUGAAAAUGGCGGGAAUUUGGUCAUGUGA
This is a messenger RNA of Fusarium fujikuroi IMI 58289, 387 nucleotides long. RefSeq lists its product as uncharacterized. Lineage: Eukaryota; Fungi; Ascomycota; Sordariomycetes; Hypocreales; Nectriaceae. The transcript has 2 exons. The record is from RefSeq and is a predicted model, not a curated record. Bases 1 to 387 code for a protein of 128 amino acids.